CCGCUGCCUCGCCGCCGGCGUUGGGUGGUUUACGGCAGCGACGCACCAGCACUGCGCCGCGGGGGCGUACUCUCCGCGCCCCCGACCGCUGCGCCGCACCACUGGCGGCGACAGGCACACCGUGCUCGAUAGGAGGCCCUCGUCGACAGUUGACGGGCGCCAUUGCAGUGCGUCGCUGUCGUGCAGUUUGAGCCGUCCGCUCACAUUCGUUACGCAACCAGUACCCCAGCACACCGGCUUAUCACCCGGUAGUCGCUGGUUCGAUGAUGGUGGCAUGCACUUCCUGUGCUGCACCAGGGUGCGGCACGCGAUACCUUGCUGUGCUCUAAGAGGACCGAAAGAAAGGAAGCAAGUCCCGCUUACAGUAUCGCCAGGACGCAGAAGCAACACGACACAGAAAAACAAAAAAAAAAAACGAUCCUACAAACACAACAUAACGCCUCUGGAAUACAUGAAAACAAUAAAGCAUACGCGAGCAGGCUGUUUUGAAAUUUGUUGUACAACACUCACCACUGCAUUUUUUGCCCUUUCCGGUGGCAGCACUCGUCGCACCUCUACCCUUAUAGUUCGCCGUUAA
Molecule: messenger RNA, 577 nt
Organism: Trypanosoma grayi
Lineage: Eukaryota; Euglenozoa; Kinetoplastea; Trypanosomatida; Trypanosomatidae
Exons: 1
Source: RefSeq, a predicted model, not a curated record